Molecule: messenger RNA, 3737 nt
Organism: Nymphaea colorata (pocket water lily)
Lineage: Eukaryota; Viridiplantae; Streptophyta; Magnoliopsida; Nymphaeales; Nymphaeaceae
Product: receptor-like protein kinase FERONIA
Exons: 3
Coding region: 715-3453 (912 amino acids)
Biological process (GO): protein autophosphorylation
Cellular component (GO): plasma membrane; plasmodesma
Molecular function (GO): transmembrane receptor protein tyrosine kinase activity; ATP binding
Source: RefSeq, a predicted model, not a curated record
AGCACUCCCGAGUCUCCGACUGCACCAGCCACCGCCGUUCGUGACUUCGUCUUAUAAAAAAAGAAAAGGAAAACAAGGAAGGAAGAAGUGGCCCCCUCGGGACGCGGAGUCCCACCAACUUCGUUCUUCUCUUCUCGCCUCUCCUCUCCUUUCUCUCUGUAUGGUUCGGCGGUGGCUUUGAGGGUGGGGACAAGUGGAAGGAGCCGCGGGUGGUGAUGCUUUCCCGUCUCGUCUCCUCUUUCUGACCGGUGAUCAUGCUGUUGAGCUCACGGUGGUCGUCGUUUUUCCGGUAAUUCCUUCGUUCUGCGGAAGUGAAACUCUCGUCUGCCGAAACACCGCGUGUUUCUAGGCUUCUUCUUGGUGUUCGUGCUCCUCGGACGCCUUUUUCUGGUUUCUACUACAAAUUUGAGGGUUCAACCUACAAGAAAAAAGCUCCGCUCGUGCAAAUUGGAGAGUUUUUGUAGUUUCACUUGUCUUUGAAUCUGCGUUGAAGAUUAUAUGGUCGUUCUUCCAGUUGGGAACUUUUUCCUCAUGGUCAUGGGGGGUUCAUUUCCCCAAACUCUGUGCUCUAACCUACUCGCCUCUUCGGUUAAACCGUCUCAAGAUUGAGAGUGUCUGAUUCAUCAUUCUCUGGUGAGUGAUUGUAUCGAAGGUUGGCUCAGGAGUCCAAUUUCAGGUUAAAUCAGUUUUGGGGGCGUCGGAUUAGCACCAGAGAUGCAGAGACCAUCUUCUUCUUGGGGAGUGAUUUCUGUGGCCACUCUCUGUUUGUUGCUGUUUUCUUUCCUGACACAUCCCGCAUAUUCUUUUGUUCCUACUGACAACAUCCUUCUGGAUUGUGGAGCCACCUCUGAUGGCAGCGAUGCUGAUAAGCGUACCUGGACCAAGGACUCUGGUUCACCCUAUGCUCCUCCAAUUUCCGACUCCUCUUCUCUUGGCCAAGCGGCGGGUGCUAAUUCCGACCCCAACCUCCCUUCCAAAGUUCCUUACGGGUCGGCUAGAGUAAUGACUUCCUCUGCCUCGUAUAAGUUCAAUCUGUCCAAUGGCCGUCACUUCGUCCGCCUCUACUUCUAUCCUUCUUCGUACAUCAAUAUGGAUUCAAACAGUGCUGUUUUCUCCGUUACCUCUGGGCCUUACACGCUCCUGAGCAAUUUCAGCCCUUCCAUCAAUGCGCUUGCCCUCAGUCAGGCUUAUAUCAUUCGCGAAUUCUUCAUCACAGUGUCUGGAGGUUCUCUGCAACUCACCUUCACACCUUCAUCUAAUACUACAAAUUCCUAUGCCUUCAUCAAUGGCAUUGAGAUUAUUUCCUCUCCAGAAUUUUUUGGUUCCGAUCCCUCCAAUUCGUCAUUGCUUGUGGGAUCGGGCUCUACCCAGUACCCUGUGGCUGCUUCCUUUGCGCUUCAGACUAUUGCUCGGUUAAAUGUUGGUGGGAACUAUAUCUCCCCUGUUUUAGACUCAAACCUCUCUAGAAUCUGGUAUGAGGAUCUUCCUUAUAUCUAUGGCGCUGGUUUUGGAGUUUCAUACAGUAAGGAUGACAAUGUUACAAUCCGUUAUCCACCAGCAGUCCCUGACUACAUCGCUCCAGUCGGUGUAUAUUCCACUGCUCGCUCAAUGGGACCUAAUGUAUCAGUAAACUUAGCAUACAACCUCACUUGGUUGAUCACGGUGGAUAAUGGAUUCACUUACCUGCUCAGGCUUCAUUUUUGUGAGAUCCAAUCGGAGAUUUCUAAACAGAACCAGAGGGUGUUCACUGUGUCCGUCAAUAAUCAAACUGCACAAUCUCAAGUGGAUGUAAUUUCAUACGCCUCGCAAGAAAUUACUUCUGGCAGCCCCACUGGCGUACCUGUAUAUCGUGAUUACGCGAUAACUCUCCCACCUGGAAACGGUGGACGGAGUGUCUUAUGGAUUGCGCUUUAUCCUAACAUGGAACUCAAGCCUCAGUAUGCCGAUGCAAUUCUUAAUGGGCUUGAGGUCUUCAAGGUUAACGAUUCUUCUGGUAACCUUGCCGGACCAAACCCAACCUUGCCACCACCUCCACCCCCAUCACCACCUAUAGGUAAUUCUCCCAAGGCCAAAAGUGCCGGUGCACGAGGCCCGGUGAUUGGAGGUGUAGUUGGUGGUGUGGCCGUGGUCCUCGCAGGACUUGGGAUCUGCUUAUGCUUGUGUAGACGAGGGAGGAAGGACGAAGCUGGCCAUGGUGGCGCAGCUGGAUGGCUACCGCUGUCGCUAUACUCACCUACUGAAAAUGGCAAAUCCACCACCAUCACCACUUCAUCAACAAGCUCCGGAAAGACCGGCACCACUGGGAGCUAUGCUUCUUCUCUUCCUUCCAAUUUAUGCCGGCAUUUCACAAUUUCAGAGAUAAAGGCCGCUACCAACGACUUUGAUGAGUCUCUUCUCCUAGGUGUUGGGGGCUUCGGUAAGGUCUACAAGGGUGACAUUGGUAAUGGCACGAAAGUCGCUAUCAAGAGAGGCAAUCCGCUCUCCGAACAGGGAGUUCACGAAUUCCAGAAUGAAAUCGAGAUGCUCUCAAAACUUCGCCACCGCCAUUUGGUUUCUCUGAUUGGCUACUGUGAGGACAACUGCGAGAUGAUAUUGGUCUAUGACUAUAUGGCUAAUGGAACUUUGCGCGAGCAUCUCUAUAAGACCAAGAAGCCACCCUUGUCCUGGAGACAGAGGCUUGAGAUCUGCAUUGGGGCAGCAAGAGGACUGCACUAUCUUCAUACUGGUGCCAAAUACACCAUCAUACACCGAGAUGUGAAGACGACCAACAUACUUCUUGAUGAGAAAUGGGUUGCCAAGGUAUCUGAUUUCGGGCUCUCAAAGACAGGCCCAGCCAUGGACCAUACUCAUGUGAGCACAGUUGUGAAAGGCAGCUUCGGCUAUCUUGACCCGGAGUACUACCGCAGGCAGCAGCUUACUGAUAAAUCUGAUGUUUAUUCAUUUGGUGUCGUGUUGUUUGAGGUUCUUUGUGGUCGUCCUGCCCUUAACCCAUCGCUGCCAAAGGAACAAGUGACCCUGGCCGAGUGGGCAGUCGAGUGCCAAAGGAAAGGAAUUCUUGAACAGAUCAUUGAUCCAUUGUUGAGAGGAAAGAUCUCACCGAACUGCUUCCGCAAGUUUGCGGAAACUGCAGAAAAAUGUCUCGCUGAUAGCGGAACAGACCGUCCUGCUAUGGGUGAUGUUCUGUGGAACUUGGAAUUCGCUCUACGGUUGCAAGAUGCAGCAGAGGAGGCAAACGAGAAGGGAGCUGAUUCAGUUUUCAUAGGAGAGGGAAAUGAAGAAAUGCCGCUAGCUGCCGGUAAGUAUGUUGAUUCAACGGGAGGCUUCGAUGGCCUAACCGACACGCAGACCACCGGAAUUAGCUUAGGGGACAGCAGCGUCGCCAGUGGGGACUUGGAAAGGAUGACGACCCCAAGCGCUGUGUUCUCCCAGCUUGUCAAUCCGAAGGGCCGCUGAAGCACAGCAUUGCACGGACAACCAAAUCAAGGAUCCCACAGAAAUAGUUAUUUGAUGGUAAAAGGCAUCAUCAUUCGUGAACCCGCUUCUUCUGCUGCUCCUUUAGAAGCAAUUGUUGAUUCUUUUGUUUUUGGCGUCGAAACCGCGUGAGCAUAGUUCAUCUUGCUUGUCCAUGUCUUUUUGUGUAAUCUUUUAUAUUUCAUCUACCAAUCUUGAACCAUAGUUUAUCCAUUAUGUACUGUAAUAUAGUGUUGACAAUAUGAAAGAAUCGAAUCUCUUUCUCA